AUGGCGGAGGAGCUGUCUAAAGAGCAGGUGGCUGAGUUCAAGGCAGCCUUCACCAGGUUCGACACGGACGGGGAUGGCAAAAUCAAUGUGGAGGAGCUGGGUGCCGUCAUGAAAUCCCUGGGCCAGAACCCGUCCGAGGCCGAGCUGAAGGAGCUCAUCGCCCGGGUGGACACUGAUGGUGACGGUGCCAUCAGCUUCGAGGAGUUCCUGAACGAGAUGGUGAAGAGGAUGAAGUCCUGGGGCGGCGAGCAGGACCUAAAGAUGAUCUUCCGAGCCUUCGACCUGAAUGGCGAUGGCCACAUCACCAUAGAUGAGCUCAAGCAGGCCAUGGCCCAGGUGGGGCAGGAGCUCUCCCAGAAGGACCUGGAGGCCAUGAUCCAGGAGGCGGAUGUGGACAAGGAUGGCCGGGUGAACUAUGAGGAAUUCUCACGAAUGCUCAACCAGAAGUGA
Messenger RNA from Pipistrellus nathusii (Nathusius's pipistrelle), 450 nucleotides. The record is from the annotation of a GenBank genome assembly. Lineage: Eukaryota; Metazoa; Chordata; Mammalia; Chiroptera; Vespertilionidae.